AUGUCGGCAUCUACCUCUGUCACGACCACUCAACAGGAGGGAUCCGUUCGCCUGGCUGCUGAGGACCAAACCAAUCUCAUUCUCUCCGACCCGGCAACCGAUACCACCUUCCAAUCCCUCGCUCGAGGAGACCGAAAUGGCACACUUAAGCUAGCUGGAAUCCCCACAUUCUCGGACCCGCUUGAGAAGCGCAAGUGGAUGAAGGAACAUAUGGCUGUUGCUUUCCGCUACUUCGGCAAACUUGGAUAUAAUGAGGGAGUCUCUGGUCACAUCUCGAUGCGUGACCCCAUCUUGAAGGAUCACUUCUGGAUGAACCCCUUUGCCAAGCACUUCUCUUCGAUCAAGGCCUCCGAUUUAGUCCUCGUGGACCACGAAGGAUUCGUCACGGAAGGAGGCGCUCAGAUUCCCAUUAAUGAGGCCGGUUUCAUGAUCCAUUCCGAAAUUCACAAAGCCCGCCCCGACGUUAUCGCCGCGGCCCAUACUCAUGGUAUCUAUGGUAAGACAUGGAGUGCAUUUGGCAAGCCGAUCGAAAUGCUCACGCAAGACGCUUGCAACUUCUACGGACGUAUUGGUCUGUAUGAAGACCAUGCUGGUAUCGCUUUGUCUCGGGAGGAGGGAAGACAGAUUGCUAAGGCAUUGGGCAAGGAAAAUAUUGCCUGCAUUCUACAGAAUCACGGUCUCUUGACUGUCGGUACUACAGUGGAUGAAGCUGCAAUUCUGUAUUCCAUGCUGGAAAACUGCUGCCGCUCCCAGCUGAUGGCCGAAGCUGCCGCCGCUAACGGUAUCCCCAAGAUUAUUAUUAACCCUGAAGUGGCUCAGUAUACCGCCAAUGCCGCCCAGAACCCUCACAACUUUUAUACCGAGUUCCAACCGGAAUAUGAGCUACUGGUUGAGGAGACCAAUGGACGAGUCUUGCUAUAA
Penicillium verhagenii is the source of this 921-nucleotide messenger RNA. RefSeq names its product class II aldolase/adducin domain protein. Bases 1 to 921 code for a protein of 306 amino acids. Gene Ontology annotation, molecular function: actin filament binding. The record is from RefSeq and is a predicted model, not a curated record. Gene Ontology annotation, cellular component: cytoskeleton. The transcript has 5 exons. NCBI's taxonomy places the organism in Eukaryota, Fungi, Ascomycota, Eurotiomycetes, Eurotiales, Aspergillaceae.